CCGGAAGCUACCGGAUUCGGAAUCUCGCCCGCAGUCUUGCAGUCGCCGGGUGCGCGUGGGUGCGAGCGGAGCUCGCCCCGCACGGGGCACCCCGACGGUGCCGCCGCGUCGGCGGCCUGGGGGCGGCUCUCAGUGAUUGGGACGCGACGGAGCGGGCUCCGCGUGACUGACCCUGCGGUUCCCAGAGCCCCCCAGCACAGGCCGGAAUGUUCGUCCUGGUGGAGAUGGUGGACACCGUGCGGACCCCCCCUUGGCAGUUUGAGAGGAAGCUCAACGACUCCAUUGCCGAGGAGUUGAACAAGAAGUUGGCCAACAAGGUGGUGUACAGCGUGGGACUCUGCAUCUGUCUGUUUGACAUCACCAAGCUGGAGGACGCCUAUGUGUUCCCGGGGGACGGUGCGUCACACACCAAAGUUCACUUUCGCUAUGUGGUGUUCCAUCCCUUCCUGGAUGAGAUUCUGAUUGGAAAGAUCAGAGGCUGCAGCCCAGAGGGAGUGCAUGUCUCUCUGGGGUUCUUCGAUGACAUUCUCAUCCCUCCAGAGUCACUGCAGCAGCCGGCCAAGUUCGAUGAGGCGGAGCAGGUGUGGGUGUGGGAGUACGAGACAGAGGAAGGCGCGCACGACCUGUACAUGGACACCGGCGAGGAGAUCCGCUUCCGGGUGGUGGACGAGAGCUUCGUGGACACGUCCCCCACCGGGCCCAGCUCGGCCGAGGCCGCCUCUUCUAGCGAGGAGCUGCCAAAGAAGGAGGCUCCAUACACGCUUGUGGGAUCCAUUAGUGAGCCGGGCCUGGGCCUUCUCUCCUGGUGGACUAGCAGCUAGCGCUGAGGCCUAACACUGGACCCUGCCCAGUCCCACAGACCACACCCCAGCCCUCGGGAAGGUGGUGCAGCCGGUCCUGAAGACAGCAGCGGCUUCUGCAGGUGCCGAGGAGCAUCCUGUGUCCUGCCAGGUUGUCCCCUCCCCUGCUUCUCCCAGAGCUACUCCGAGUCCUACUGUCCCCAUGGACCUGUGCCUCUCCGUGAGAGCAAGGACGUGUAAUAAAUGUGAUGGCAGCCUCAGGUGAGAGAGCCACCCUUGUCUCAUUGACCAGAGGUCACCAGGUUGCCACAGCUGGGACAGCAUGUCCUUUCUCACCCCAGGUCUCGUCUGGAGAUGACCCAGUGGCAGGACUUGGGGGUUGAGAGAUCCAGGCUGGGCUCUGGGCCAGCUGAGCUUGGUGGCUCCGUGAAGCAACAGGCUGCCUGGGGCAGCUGCCAGUUGCUGAUCAGAGUCUGACCUUUAAGGGAAAAACCUCCUUUCUUCCCACCAGCAUGUGGAAAGUGGACGGGCCUGGACUCAGCCAACCAGCUUCAUCAGGGAAGGGCUUUGCUGGCCCAGGGGGUGAGGGCUGGUGACCUGCUGUUUUUAUUCCCCCACCAGCAGUACAGCAGGACGCCUCGGGCCAGCUGUCACUUUCUGACCUUGGCCAUGCCAGGAACACCCUGUGGGUCUGUCUGCUUGUGAAGUGAGAUCCUGGCACCAGGGCAAGCACCCCUUCGUUUACUCAGCAGAAUGGCUUUGCCAGAUUCCUCCUGCCCCUUCACUCAUUUCUGCUGGGAAUUUCUUCUGGGACGAGGACAUCGUUUUGUAGCAGCCACUGGGUGCCUUGUUUCUGUCAGGCAAAUCAUGUCCUUAUGGAGUCUCCAUGGAGCCUGCCUCCUGCCCUGGCCUUUCGGCUCACACAGACACGGCCGUGGAGGUGCAGGUAGAGCCAGUGGACAGGGCUCCAGGGAGAGAGGCAGUUACAGAGCAGUGCCUGCGGCCGCCCUGUACUGAGAAACGGGGCAGUACACUAUGGACUAGCUGUGACCUUGGACAUGGUGGCCUGUCUGUAAAACAGACACUCUUUGGGUGUUUGAAGGGCAACUCAAUGCCCAGGGGAAGGGGGGCAUCCAUCUUGGGCCCAACCCCCUGGCCCAUCAGGGAAGCUAUUGGAAUGUGUGGGGGUGGGGAGAGGAGGCUGCCCAACAGGCAGAACUGGGGCUGAAAAAAAAGCAGAAAGUCCAGUCCAGCCAUGGCAUGGCUUUUGGGCCGUGUCCACUGAC
Hippopotamus amphibius kiboko is the source of this 2086-nucleotide messenger RNA. RefSeq names its product RNA polymerase III subunit H (gene POLR3H). Gene Ontology annotation, cellular component: RNA polymerase III complex. Lineage: Eukaryota; Metazoa; Chordata; Mammalia; Artiodactyla; Hippopotamidae. Gene Ontology annotation, biological process: DNA-templated transcription; transcription initiation at RNA polymerase III promoter. Gene Ontology annotation, molecular function: DNA-directed RNA polymerase activity; DNA binding. The transcript has 7 exons. Bases 207 to 821 code for a protein of 204 amino acids. The record is from RefSeq and is a predicted model, not a curated record.